Epinephelus fuscoguttatus (brown-marbled grouper) is the source of this 3661-nucleotide messenger RNA. It is a transcript of the gene ajm1, whose product is annotated as apical junction component 1 homolog. NCBI's taxonomy places the organism in Eukaryota, Metazoa, Chordata, Actinopteri, Perciformes, Serranidae. Gene Ontology annotation, cellular component: apical junction complex; plasma membrane. Gene Ontology annotation, biological process: cell-cell junction organization. The transcript is spliced from 3 exons. The coding region runs from base 383 to 3661 and encodes 1092 amino acids. The record is from RefSeq and is a predicted model, not a curated record.
UUUGGAUGGUGCAGCGGGGUGGCGCAGCGAUCAACCAACGAUGGGAGGAAAAAUCCGCGAGUCUGACCAAUAAGGCGGAUAUUGCAGUUUUACCUCUUGCACAUGUCCGAUGUCGUCAUUGGGAGACCACAAUCGCACUGCCUCGUAUCGCAUCAUUGACAGAAAAUGGAUAAGCAGAGGCUGGCUGUCCGGACUGAUGCGAUGGAGCAGCACUCAUGACAUGAUUUGUUGGGCACUGGAGCAGCAGGCACCGGUGGCUGCAAUCAUCCUGGAGAAGAAGCUGGCCAACCUUGAGCUGUCGGCGCAGGAGUGGAGUCAGCUAGAAAAAGCAACAUCAAUAUUGAAGCAACUUGAUGGAGAAAACUAGAGGAGUCCCUUUAAGAUGACACGCACAGACCCUCCUGACAUACUGGUAUCAACUGUGCAUCGAGAUAUAAAAGUGGUCCCCAUUUCUUCACACUACAAAUCCUUGCAACCCUCCAAACAAUGUGAUUUCAUAAAUUACAGCACACUGGAGGACAGUAAGAGCAAAGUCAAUAAGAGGCACUGCCGUACCUUUGACUAUAGGUCUUUGGAGUACCCAAAGUUACACAAAUACUCAAUGGAGUCCCCAUACAAGAAGGCUGAUAGGCAUGCAGCUAACCCAGAUGCUGCCUGGAAUGCCUUGGGCCACCAGCAGAGAUACCGCUUUUCUGCUCCAGACAUUUUUAGCCAUAGGUUAACUCCUCAACCAAUGGCUGCAGAUAUGACCAGUGAAGUAGUUGUCCCUGAACAAAAAAGAAGGACCAGGUCAAAAAGUGCACCUCGGGUCCAGACCAGUCUCACUCCUGUGUCUUUUGAAGGGUCCUCAUCUUCAGGGAGGAAGGGCAGGGAGUCACAAAGGGCUCCAAGAGACACUCGCUGGAGACCAGAAGUAUCACCACGCAGGGAGUCCUCCCAUGCAGCAGCUAGGGCUCAUAUACAUGAAGUUCAUCCCAUUAAGUUGCAGCCUCAAAUGGGUGACAGCAGUAGAUACUCACCUCACUAUGCUGCUGAUAAUACUGAGGAUGGAGGGCUGGAUAAACCCGCAACUAGCCCUCAUGUCAGGUGUAGGGUAGACAUCAAGCCUGAUGAUGCAGCAUUGCAUCAUUCAGGACGCAAACAGGCUACACCACAAGUGGACAUACCCUUGCAGAGGCACCACAGUGGGGGGAGUAGGAGUCUGACUGUGCCACGCCAUUUCUCCUACUCAAGAACACCAACUCCCACUGAUUCGUUAGGUACAGAGGGUAGGCAAGCUUAUCAAUAUUCUCGCAGCAUGCCAAAUAGUUACUUACAACCCAUGGAAAUUCCCUUGCAAAGAAUGCCAUCAUCAGGUGAUUACUAUGGUAGGGAACGAAGAGCUCAUUCCAGUCCGAAUGUGCCAACCAAAUUCUUUUAUGCAGAUGACCCUGGGAGAUAUGUUACUACUGCUCCUCCUCAACCAAGUUCUUGCUUUCACAAUGAACAUUACACACCAGGACGAACAUAUACUCCAAAAGUGCAAUACGUGCAAGAUCCAAGGACUCGAAUGGUACAUGCUGUAGCUACAAGACCCUUUUAUCCUGAGAUGGAGCCCUAUCCUUACUCUGUGCAGACAGGGUAUCCCAAACCCUAUGCAGCAAAUGAACCAGGGCCAUACAUUAUACAGACACCUCCAACAAGAAUAUUUUAUGGGGAUGAUCCAAGGUCUUAUCAAAUCCAGACUGCUCCGCCAAGGUUUUAUUAUUCCAGCGACAUGUAUGCAAUGCCACCAGAGCACCAUAUCCCAGCAAGGGCAUAUUACACAGAGGGCCGAAGACAUGCUAGAGUCAUUCAGGCACAAACAGAUGACUGGUAUGGCUCAGAUGCAUCUGGUUAUUCCACCAAUCCUGCCUCUUAUGUAUCUCAAGUCACUCCAACCAGAGUCCAUCAAGAACCAGUGUUAGCACCCUGGUAUGCCAACCCAUGUUUAGAGACUCAAAGAAUUGGCACAGAUUCAAAAUCUUACUCAAGGUCCUGGGACAAUAUUCUCAACUCACGAGUAGAGAGGGAACAACCUCUUCCUGUACAACGGGGUCAGAGCUAUGAUGAUCUUCUUGACUCCAGGAAGCCUGCAGCAGUCUCGGGUGACAAACCGCAACCAGUGGUGGUCAAUCUUUCCAGUUCACCAAGACGCUAUGCAGCCUUAUCAAUGUCUGAUAACUCACUAAUUGACAAAAGCCCAACAGAGACAUCAAAGAGCACGACUAGUAAACUCUGGUUUGUCACUCCUGAGAUAACAAUCACUGAUAAUGACAUUCGACCAGGGAAACUUAAUAAGGCUGAAGGACGGUCUGCCAGUUGGGACAUUCUUGACUCCAGAAGCCCAGAGGGUCCAGACCUGUCUCAGCAUGACUUUGAAAGCUCAACCAAAGAGAAGACACAUGACAAUGCCUCACUACAGCAAAGCCUUGAACAACUUGAUGAACUUCUGGCAGAUCUUGUGACUGAUUAUAAGCCACCCAGUAGAAGGGCAAGUGAGGACAUUCUUGAUCAAUUAAAGAAGUUAAUUGAUGAGGAAGAAGCAGUAUCUCUAUCCAGAAAGAGCUCAAAGGCCUGUGCAGAGGAACCAGCUCCUCUUGAUAAGCAGCCAACCUCAAUAAGAAUGACCCCUGAUGCUUUUCGAGACAUGGACGGGGCCAGUGAUGCAAUGAAGAGUGCAGAUGAGUGCUCCCCAGAUCAGAGCCCAGAUGAAGAUGAUACAAUGAUGUGCUCAAACAACAAAUGCCGGAGGACAGAGACCCUGUUUAAUGCUUGCCUAUAUUUUAAAUCCUGCCACAGCUGCUACACUUACUACUGCUCUCGUAACUGUCGCAGGGAGGACUGGGACAUUCAUAAAGAAAGCUGCCUGUAUGGAAGAAUUGGCAGCAUUUGCCGUCACAUCAUCAAACACUGCCGGGAGACUGUUGAAGUCCACAAAGCCUUCUCCCGUAUUGCCAAAGUUGGCUACCUUUCUCGAGGUAGAGGAGUUCUGUUUCUUGGUUUUCCAAAUCCUGCAUCAUCUAGUAACUUCCUGCAGUAUGGUCUUGAUAGUCUACUGAUGUCUCCUACAUACCUGUCCCUCCGAGAGCUUGAAAGCUUCAAGGACAACCUAGGGGAGUAUUGUAAGGAGCUGCAAGAAGCUGGUAAAGAGUACGACCCUAAUGAAUGUUUCAUCUUGAAUGUAUCCAUUGCUGUUGGUGACCAGUUGCCCGAUGGGCCAUCACCAAGGAAUCAAGCUCCAACUGUCAGAAAAUAUGCAAAGGUAGCACUGGCUUCCUUUAGCCCUGAAAGGAAGGUUCACAAGAAAGAGAGUGACAUGGAAACGCUGAUCCUCACUCCACCCCCUGGAACAGCAGAUAUUGACAAAGAGGGAGAGGAAGGCAGGAAGGCCAGGGAAAUCUGUUUUAUCAAUAUACAACGGGAGUUAAGGAUUCGAGGGGUUUUCCUACGACACGAAUACCCACAGGUAUAUCAGCAGCUCUGUGAGUUUGUGGAAAGUAACAGAAGGUUCACACCCACAACUAUUUAUCCUAUUGACAAGAGGACAGGUAAACAGUUUAUGUGCAUGAUUAUGGCUGCCUCUGAGCCCAGGACGUUGGACUGGGUAGGCACUCCUCAUCUCCUUGAUGAUAUUAUUUGA